Messenger RNA from Eremomyces bilateralis CBS 781.70, 786 nucleotides. RefSeq lists its product as uncharacterized. The transcript has 2 exons. Lineage: Eukaryota; Fungi; Ascomycota; Dothideomycetes; Eremomycetales; Eremomycetaceae. Bases 99 to 533 code for a protein of 144 amino acids. The record is from RefSeq and is a predicted model, not a curated record.
AUGACACUAUCUUCAAGUUGAUUCCCGGCGACCAAAAGCCUCUCUACGUUCAUGGCACAGUCCUUUCCACCUGUGGAUCUGCCUUCCUCGAGAAAAUUAUGGAUUGGUCCUGGAAGGAGUCUGACGAGAAGGUUAUCGACAUGAAAACACUCGAUAGACCUACCGUUCAGCGACUAGUCAUUUUCACUUACCGCCAAGACUAUCGUGCUUAUGAGCAAGUGAGGGACUACCGCCAUUGGACCGAUGAAGAGGCCUGUCUGACGACUGAAGAACCUUUGCUUCGGGCUUGCAACUGCCUUCAUUGCAAGCCAAAGCUUCGUGCUAUGACAGAGACGCUUCAAGACCAGGACGUUGCGGAUGGACAAGACUCAGUUGCUCAAACCACAUCAUUUUAUGAGCUAGCUUCACUGUGGCCAUUCAACCCUGAGAACCCGCUUUACCCCCUGAAGAACCCAACCACCGAGAUGCAAUUUUUUACGAUAAUGCUGCUUAUUCGCGUGUCAUGCUUUACAGCAUUGGGCAAGAUAUUCUAGCGCAUGCGAAGCUAUAUGUCCUUGCAAACGUUCUCCAGAUGCCAACACUCGAGCAGUUUGUCCUCAAGAGGCUCAUUGGCAACUUACAUACCAUUGUUAGGUCUCUCUACCGUGUGCUUAACGAUGACUAUAAGAUUAUUGUUGAUGCAAUCCGGUAUAUCUAUGGCAACACUCCAGCUACGAAAAAGUUCGGAGGUGUUAGCAAGAGCAGUGAUGUGUUCUUUUUUUGGCAACGGAGUUCGAAUAUAUCUUC